UAUAUAUCAAUGCGCAUUUCACCUGUGAAUUCUGUGCUAGAGGAUCAACUUGUCCAAAUUCUUAAGCGAUACUGUUUGAAAUAUUUGUUAUAUUUGUUAUAGCUUUCAAUUUCAGGAAUUUAGAAGCAAACGCGACUUGCAUAAUGAGUAGAGGAGCUGUGAUUGGAAUCUUUGUUUUAUUGUUUUCAAGUAUCAAGAAUGAUCAAGCUUUUAAAAGUCUGCAAUUUCGACGGUUUAAAGGUUAUAGGUUUCAGUCGCUCGUCGGUUACAAUUUGUCUCCUAAACCAGCCAGAAGUUCUUUGGAUUGUGCAGGAAAAUGUAGAUUACCAGAAUGUGGUAAUUUUGUUUAUAUUUCCAGUAAUAAAACUUGCCACCGUUAUGGUUUAUGGGAUGCUACGUUCACUAUUCAAAGUUCAGUCGUCAGUACAUCUACACCAUCAUAUAUGGAGACAAGCUUAUUUUCAGAUGAUGGUUGGAUUAAAGUAUAUCUCCUAAAAGCUGGAGGCAAUUGUUGGGCCACGUAUACUAUAAUAUACCCGAACGCUGAAUAUAUACGUAAUUGUUACAAAAAUCUUGGAUCAGAUUUUUUCAGAAGUCCUUUAUUGGAUAGUUGGAAUCAAUUACCCCUCAAUCAGGUGAAAUUGGUGAUUUAUAAAAAUAACAAAGCUGUAGUCACGAUGAUAUUUAAUGGAAAAAACUCAACCCUUGGAUCCGUGUUUUCUAUCAACAGAGUUGUUUCGUCACCUUGGAAUGAUUUAACUCCAGCAACUACUUCUCUUAUGUUUGGUUUAAAUGUUUGGCAACCGAGAAAAUUUUAUUUUGCGAAUGUCCACUAUUCAUGCACUAGUGAUACCGGCUGGUUAUUCGUAUCACAAAGUCAUUUGUGUUCUUAUGACUCGGCACUUGUUUUUCCAAAGAUUUUGUAUUCAAAAACAACAUCUUCUACUAACUGGAAUACAGAAUACGAAACUGGCGACUAUUUGGCACUAUACAUCAACUUAUUAUGAGAAAGAAUAUCACCAAAGACUGUUAUUGUUGUUUCAACGUUUGAAUGAAGCAAAACUAAUAUUUCAAUUAGUUUUCAUUCGAUACAAUAAUUCAAACAUAUAUGAUUGAAAUAUUAAUUAUAUCAAUAAAUUCGAAUUAAAUGUAACAAUAAAUUAUAUAAAUUGAAUGAAAAAUACGAAUUAUAUAUAUAACCAAUGCACCGGAUAUUUUUUAUGUAAGUAGCGAUAUAUCUUAGCACAUAUUGCAAAUUAUUUGACCAAUAAAACAGGAUUACUGUAUUUUCAAUCUCGUAGGAAUUAUAGCAAAUUUUUCAUUGUUACUUGUUCAAUGCAAAGAAUCUAG
Molecule: messenger RNA, 1350 nt
Organism: Octopus sinensis (East Asian common octopus)
Lineage: Eukaryota; Metazoa; Mollusca; Cephalopoda; Octopoda; Octopodidae
Exons: 6
Coding region: 144-1007 (287 amino acids)
Source: RefSeq, a predicted model, not a curated record